Messenger RNA from Rubroshorea leprosula, 1789 nucleotides. NCBI's taxonomy places the organism in Eukaryota, Viridiplantae, Streptophyta, Magnoliopsida, Malvales, Dipterocarpaceae. The record is from the annotation of a GenBank genome assembly.
AUGAAAGUUGUGAGCUUUGAAAGAGGACUGUUGCAAUCACAGAGGAAGGAAUAAAAAGCGGUGGACUGAGGAGAAGAGAAGGAGAAAUUCUAAUUGGGAAUUGCAGCAUGCACGGGUAUAGCAUUUCUUUUCUUUCCUUCUUUGAUACCUUUUGGGCAUGAAAAGGGUACUAUGAUUACUCCUGGUAAUUUGCAAGUUUUCAAGAGUGUCAUUUCAGAAAGCAGUGCGGGAAGAUGGUAGAGGAUGAUGCUAACAUCUCAAGUCCAAGGGGUGGCCCUAUAUAUAUCCCUAAUCUUGUCAGCACUCUCACUAGUGUUCCUAAGUUCCAAAAGUCUCUUCUGCAACAGCUUCAGGAUUUGAAGGUUGAAUUGAAUGGAGAUACAUCUGAGCUCACAGAUGCUGAUGAUAUUUUUGUUGAUGAUCUGAGGAUUCUCUCUGAGGAACAAUUAGUUGAAAUUGCUCUUAAGGAAGCUUUUAAGGAUGGUGACAAUAGUUCAAAAGUUUCAGAGAAGUGCUCUAAUGCAUGGUCAAGAAAUAAGCAAGCAUGUUUGGGGAGCACCUGUAUAGGAGAUGAUAAUUCAGCUUCAGCUCAAGGAAGAGGAGAAGGAAAGUUCAUGACCACCAUAUUGAAAGUCUCCACCAAACCACCAACAGUUGCAACCAUAUUUAAGAAUAGCUAUGUUGCAAAGGUGGAGGAAGUUGUAAAAAUUAAACAAAAGCAGGAUGAAGCAAAAGCAGCAGCAAGACUGCACUGUUUAAGUGCCGGCUGUCAAAGCAAUGACUGUUCCAUUCCAUCCUCAGAGAAUAUUGAGAGGAUGCAAUCCCUCAGGUCUACAACUUCAGCCAGAAAGGUAAGUUCAUCAGACAUUGAACAGCUCAUACCUGUUUCAGGCCAAGAAGUUGUUCUUUGCGUUGAGGUUUACCAUAACAUCCAAGAGUUCCUGGUACUUGGACAGCAAAAAUUGACCGAAUUGAGGGACAAAAUAUAUUGCUUGUCAGACCAAGUGAUGAAAAAGGCCGGGCAGCAUGAUCCUUCUGGAUAUUUCGUUAUAGAAGGUGUAUUCUACAAUGAUUUAAGAGAUCCCUCUGCAAUAGAUUACAGCAAAUCAAUACUGGAUUGGCUUAGCAACUCAAAGGAUGAUGCUCUUAGGAAAUGGGAAUGCUCAGUAACAGGUCAACUGCAACAAAAGCAUAGAGAAAUUUUAGGCAGUGCACCAACCUCAGAAUUGCCUCACUUUGAAGCUGUUAACAUGCAUGAAAAACAAUUUUGCAACUUGAACUUUCGACUUGGUGCUGGAUACCUCUAUUGUCAUCAGGGGGACUGCAAGCAUACAGUUGUGAUUAGAGACAUGAGAUUGAUUCAUCCUGAGGAUGUGAAGAACCAGGCAGCUUAUCCCAUUGUCAUCUUUCAACUGAAACCCCGUGUCCAGAAAUGCAAUGCCUGCAAAAUUUAUAGAGCCACAAAGGUCACAAAAGACAACAAGUGGGCACACGAGAACCCGUGUUACUUUUGUGAGCACUGCUAUACCCUUCUCCAUUUUGGUGCUGACCCUUCUUCAUAUACUGACUUUCCAGUGUAUAAUUAUGUGCAUGAUUGAAUGUCAAUUGUUAGGGAUCAUCAAUUUCCCAGCAGCUCAAAUUAGUAGGGGCAUUCUGAUGCUCCUUUGAAUUAACAGGGCUCUCCCUAGUCAAUUAAACGAGCUACGUACAAAAUUGGCUCUCAGGAGAUCAGGGAGAGGGAGAUGGUGAGCAAUACAGAAGAGAUCCAGUUGAACAGGCUCGAGAACCA